Notodromas monacha is the source of this 1542-nucleotide messenger RNA. Lineage: Eukaryota; Metazoa; Arthropoda; Ostracoda; Podocopida; Cyprididae. The record is from the annotation of a GenBank genome assembly.
UUUUCGUUUUCAGAAUUUUUUGCAUGUGUGUUUGAGAAUAUGACGACGAAGACGGGGGAUGUGGGUUCAAGAAGCAAGUUUGCGGUUGACUUUCAAGACCUGUUCACCUACUUGAAGUGUAUGCCGGAGAAAUCACUCCAGAAGCUUUUCGAAUCUCCUGCUGCUUGCCUGUCUGUGUUCAGAGUUUUGCCAUCCUUCGCACAAAUCAUUUUGUGUCAAAUGGUGUUCUUAGAGAAGCCAGUGCCAAGGACUGUGAUAGACUCGUGGGCUGAUAAGAAUCACCAAAAUGAUGUACAAGAAGCUGUUAGUGCGCUGGACACUUUAGGGAUCUGGAAAAACGCUUCAGGGCAUACAAGCGUUCUCGCUUAUGUGAUGAGCUCUAGAUUCCGCGACAAUUUCCGAGUUUGUCUUCUCGGAGGAGGAAAACCGUGGAUAUUACAAGCCAAAUCCGAAAGCGAUCCGAAAAAGACUCGAGACGCUCCAUUCCUCGACAAGUACGCCCAGGAGCGAUGGGACUGCGUCCUCAACUACAUGGCGUCCGAAAGCAGCCGAUCGGGGUCGAAUCAGGUCAUGAGCAAAGGUCAAAAGGAUCUCACGGUCUCUCAAGACACGAAGCUCGUGCUUCGAACCGCCGGUCUCAUGGUUUGCGAUGACGGAAGCGAAGAGCGGAUCACAUCAGCCGGGUUCCAGUUUCUGCUGAUGCCGAGACCCGAGCAAGUUUGGUUCUUCUUGACCCAUUACUUGAGCUUGGUGGAGUCUCGGUAUGCGUGCGAUGUGUCGGUGUGUCUGGGCUUCCUGUGCGAGUUAUCUUUGUCUGACCUGGGUCAGUGCUACAAUAGCGAGAAGUUUGGGAUUGAGUUGCAAACUGUGUUGCAACACCUGCGAGAACUGGGCAUUGUCUACCAACGGAAGGUUCGUCCGGAUGGUGAUGGUGCUUUGGUGAGGAAAGAGGGACUUUUCUAUCCGACUCGUUUGGCGCUUGGUUUAGCGUCCGGGUUGAAGAACUCCAGUGUUUUGUCGUGGCGAGAAGCGGAGGAAGCUGCUCAAGCGGGUUUUUUGAUAGUCGAAACGAAUUACCGAGUAUACGCUUACACAGAGUCAGAACUGCCGAUUUCAUUGCUCGCCAUGUUCACGGAGAUGCUUCACCGAUUUCCGGGGAUGGUGGUUGCAGUACUUACGAGAGAUAGUGUGAGAAUGGCUCUGAAAAUGGGACUCACUGCAGCACAAAUCGUCGAUUUUUUGAAGAUGAAUGCUCAUCCGGAAAUGCGGAGAAGAAUGCUUGCUUCAGGAGGUUCUUCUGUUAUUCCGCCGACAGUCAGCGACCAGAUUCAUUUAUGGGAGAAAGAAAGAGACCGAAUAACUUUAACUGAUGGCGUGGCGUACAAUCAGUUCCUAUCUCUGAGCGAAUACGAAGCUAUGCGAGAUUUCGCCCGGGAAAAAGGAAUAGCUAUCUGGGAAUCGAACCAAAGAAAGACGGUGGUUGUUGCCAAGGAAAAUCAUGAGGAAAUGAAGAGGUUUUGGCGGAAACACUCGCGCCCGUGA